This is a messenger RNA of Gaeumannomyces tritici R3-111a-1, 270 nucleotides long. RefSeq lists its product as hypothetical. Lineage: Eukaryota; Fungi; Ascomycota; Sordariomycetes; Magnaporthales; Magnaporthaceae. The transcript has 3 exons. Bases 1 to 270 code for a protein of 89 amino acids. The record is from RefSeq and is a predicted model, not a curated record.
AUGGAGCCUAGUGUCAGGAACCAUGGCGCUACAUAUGCGGUCCCGCCCAAGGUGCAAUCUUGCUCGCCAAGGUUCCCCGGCGCCGUGGGAUCCCCCGGAGACGUGGUGCGCCUGCAUCGCCCCAGGGACCGACUACCCGCACCAAUACAGUACGACUCUAUGCUACUAUGCCUCUGGUUCGCUGCGCGGUCCAAGAGGUCCCGGGGGGUUUUGGCGCGUGCGCUCGAGAUCACGGGAUCCAACGGAUCCAGGGAUCUGGGGGACACAUAA